GAUGCUCAGCUCUCUCCACUCACUAUCUUAUUGCUCAGCUCCCUCUACAGGAGCCCUUAAAUCCUCUCCUAUAAUAAACUCUUCUAGGGUUUAUAAAUUCCUGAGAGUUCGUUGUUGUUCCAGCAGAGACAAAAACCAAGAACCUGUCACCAACUUCGGUGGCGUCCAAUUGGAAGAAACAGUCAAUUUAAAAGCUGCAGGCAAACUCAGACUCGACUCUUGGAUUUCAUCUCGCAUUGUUGGAAUUAGCAGAGCUCGCGUUCAGUCAAGUAUCCGUUCCGGCCUCGUUAGUGUUAACGGACAAGUUAUUAACAAGGCUUCGCAUAGUGUGAAAGUUGGGGAUAAGGUGAAUUGCACGAUUUCGGAGUUGCAACCUUUAAGGGCUGUACCUGAAGAUAUACCUUUGGAUAUAGUUUAUGAAGAUGAUCAUGUACUAGUUGUUAACAAGCCUGCUCACAUGGUCGUUCAUCCAGCACCAGGCAAUGUUACUGGCACACUUGUCAAUGGCAUUCUUCACCAUUGCAGUCUUCCAACGGUUGCAUUUAAAAACCAGGAAGUUCUUUCAGAUGCUGAGGAUAUUUCUGAUGAGGAAGAGUUAACUUCAAGUAUAUGUGCAGCAGCAUCUGUUCGACCUGGAAUUGUGCACAGGUUGGACAAAGGCACCAGUGGAUUGCUUGUUGUUGCAAAGGAUGAACAUUCUCAUGCCCAUUUAUCAGAACAAUUCAAGUUGCACAGUAUCCAGAGAGUCUAUAUCAGUCUUACUUCUGGAUUUCCUUCCCAAUCUUCUGGACGUGUUGAGGUUCCAAUUGGUCGUGAUUCAAACAACCGGAUUCGUAUGACUGCUAUACCUGGACCAAUCAAACAUGGGCAGGCUCGUUAUGCAGCUAGUAGGUACAAGGUAAUUGAAAUUCUUGCUGGUGGUGCUUGUGCACUGGUGGAGUGGAGAUUAGAAACUGGACGCACUCAUCAGAUACGUGCACAUGCAAAGUACCUGGGAAUUCCUCUAUUAGGUGAUGAAGUGUAUGGAGGGACCAAGAACAUGGCCAUGUCACUGCUUCAGCCCAGAACUCCACCUAGCUGUGAUGGCAAACUCUUGAAGUUGGUGUCUGGAUUAGAGAGGCCUUGCCUCCAUGCUUUUGCUCUUGGGUUCAUACAUCCACACACACGGGACAAUAUACACUUUUCACGCCCACCACCUCCUGAUUUUGCUGAGGCUUUGCACCAACUGCGGGAAAUUGGCACCGAGAAGGUAUUGGGCAUCUAAUUUGCUAUACAUGUUCAGAGAUUGUUUACAUUACUUGUCAAUUGAACAUUGGUUCACAUAUGCCCUCGACAUUCAUCUCCAAAGCUUUAGUAGGAUUGAAGGCUUUUGAGAAAAAAACGGAGUUACCAAAUUAAGCUCACCAAAGUUCUCUUGUUUGUAAUUGUUGCAUUGGAAAGAAUUUUGGUGGGUACUUAACUAAAAAGAAACCCAAAAUUUAACAUUUACACACAUGUUGGAUUUGCGUUUCUCAAGCCAAUCUUGCCUUGUCGGCUUUUGGGGUUUAGCCCAGUCAAGUUGUUAUCGGGCCAACUUUUUGAUGAAACUUGUCGACUGAUAGAAGUUAGAGAAUUCCAUUGGUUGAACUCUUUAUCUAUUCAUUUUCUAUUUAAUGUUGUUA
This is a messenger RNA of Pistacia vera, 1661 nucleotides long. RefSeq names its product RNA pseudouridine synthase 2, chloroplastic. Lineage: Eukaryota; Viridiplantae; Streptophyta; Magnoliopsida; Sapindales; Anacardiaceae. Gene Ontology annotation, molecular function: RNA binding; pseudouridine synthase activity. The record is from RefSeq and is a predicted model, not a curated record. Gene Ontology annotation, biological process: pseudouridine synthesis. The transcript is spliced from 7 exons. Bases 2 to 1264 code for a protein of 420 amino acids.